Molecule: messenger RNA, 1217 nt
Organism: Lecanosticta acicola
Lineage: Eukaryota; Fungi; Ascomycota; Dothideomycetes; Mycosphaerellales; Mycosphaerellaceae
Source: the annotation of a GenBank genome assembly
AUGUCCUCCCACAAGACCUACAACAUAGCCGCCAUACCGGGCGAUGGCAUAGGCGUGGACAUCACCGAAGCAGCCGAACAAGUCCUCCACAAACUCGCCUCAACCGUAGGAACCUUCUCCUUCAAAUUCACAACCUUCGACUGGUCUUCCAAGAACUACCUCGAAAGAGGCUGGUACAUGCCCGAGGACGGCAUGCAACAACUCUCCAAGCACGACGCAAUCUACUUUGGAGCAGUCGGCUGGCCCAAUGUCCCCGAUCACAUUUCCCUCUGGGGCCUCAUCCUCCCGAUCCGCAAAUACAAUAACCAGUAUGUAAAUGUCCGGCCUACGCGGAUCUUGCCUGGGACGACGCCGCCUUUGUCUCAGUGCGUUGCCCGUCCUCAGGAUCUCGAUUGGGUGAUUAUAAGGGAGAAUAGCGAGGGUGAAUAUGCUGGACAGGGUGGGACAACGCACGAGAAUAGUCCACACACCGUUGCGACGGAAGUGAGCAUCUUCACGAGAAUAGGGAUUGAGAGGAUUGUGAGGUUUGCGUUUGAGACGGCGAAGAGCAGGCCUAGGAAGAAGUUGACCAUGGUGACGAAGAGCAAUGCACAGAGGCAUGGAAUGGUGCUAUGGGAUAAGGUCUUCUACGAGGUCGCGAAGGAGUAUGAGGGAGUUGUAGAGCAUGACAAGGUAUGGCUUUUCCCUUGCCUUACCCGUCAAGCGUCGAGUUGACCAAACCAGAUGCUCGUGGACGCCAUGACCGUCCGCAUGGUCAACAAGCCUGAGAGCUUGGACACGAUUGUUGCGACGAAUCGUGAGUAUCCGUGCCAAUCCCUUCUCAACGCUUGCUCUCCGCUGACCUGUUUUCAGUCCACGCCGAUAUCCUCUCCGACCUUGCAGCCGCACUAGCUGGAUCAAUCGGCAUCGCUCCUUCGUCGAAUCUCGACCCAACUCGCCGGUAUCCUUCCAUGUUUGAGCCCAUCCAUGGCUCGGCUCCCGACAUCGCCGGUCAAGGUAUCGCGAACCCGGUAGGAGCUUUCUGGUCUGCAGCCGAGAUGGUUCGCUGGCUCGGAGAAGGGAAGCUCGACAAGGUAGCGGACGACUUUAUGCAGGCCAUUGAGAACGUGACCGGCAAUGCCGACACGCGGACGAAAGACAUGGGCGGAUCUGCCAACACCAAACAGGUUACCGACGCUCUCAUGAAGCAGAUCGAAGUCGUCUUUGCGAAGAAAUAG